Messenger RNA from Cyphellophora europaea CBS 101466, 1818 nucleotides. RefSeq lists its product as uncharacterized. Lineage: Eukaryota; Fungi; Ascomycota; Eurotiomycetes; Chaetothyriales; Cyphellophoraceae. The record is from RefSeq and is a predicted model, not a curated record. The transcript is spliced from 4 exons. Gene Ontology annotation, cellular component: membrane. Gene Ontology annotation, biological process: phosphate ion transmembrane transport. Bases 1 to 1818 code for a protein of 605 amino acids.
AUGGUUCUCUCGGACUACACCUACGUAUUUGCCCUCGGCACAAUUUUUGCGCUCUUGGAGGCCUUCAACAAUGGAGCCAAUGAUGUCGCAAACUCCUGGGCGACCAGUGUCUCUUCCCGAUCCAUUACGUAUCGCAUGGCCAUGGUGUGUGCCUUCUGCUUCGAACUUAUAGGCGCCCUCACAGUGGGCGCACGCACUGCCUCGACGAUCAAGAACGGCAUCAUAUCCCCAGAGGCAUUUGAAGGCAAUGCCGGCGUCCAGCUUCUUGCUUUUGCCUGUGCUGCCUGCGGCGCUGGCGUUUGGGUGAUGUACUGCAGUAUCAACAACAUUACUGUAUCGUCAACCUACUCACUUGUGUCGGCACUCGUGGGUGUUGGAAUCGCGACUGUAGGCACCCAGGGUGUCACCUGGGGCUGGAAUGGUGGAAAUGGUGUCGGUGCCAUCUUCGCCGGUCUCCUUAUGGCCCCCGUGAUCUCUGCUGGCUUUGGAGCGAUUAUCUUCAUGCUCAUCAAGCUCGUUGUCCACAUCCGAGCGAAUCCCGUCCCCUGGGCGGUGUGGACUUCUCCUUUCUUCUUCCUGAUCGCUGGAACUGUCUGCUGCCUAACUAUUGUCUAUAAGGGAUCGCCAAAAUUGGGACUCAACGAGAAACCCGACUAUUGGGUUGCCGGUGUUACGCUUGGCACCGGCUUUGCGUUGUUCCUGCUUGCUUGCCUCUUCUUCCUACCAUUUGUUCAUGGGAAGGUAAUCAAGAAGGACCAUACGCUGAGGUGGUGGGAUGUUUUCCAGGGACCUCUUCUGUGGAGACGCCAAGCCCCAGAAGACCCCUCGACAGCCAAAGUUCCUAACUUCGCGGUCAUCCAGCACAACAACGACGACGACUCGGAUUCCACUGGCGGCGAUACUGAUGUCGUCAAGUCGAAGGGCCAGGACGACAGUGUUCUCCCCACCGAGCCUACCGGCGCGAGUGCCCAGGAGAAACGCGCCAUUCAGCAGGAGGUCACUCCUGAAGACUACAAGAGGAUGAUAAAGGAGAACACUGCACGCCACCAUGCGAACAUUCGCAAAAAGAAUAACCCACUGGGCUGGGCUAUGCGCGUGUUGCACAACAACCCUAUGGGUGCCGGAGCUAUCUAUGAGCCUCAAAAUAUGAAGGCUUUCCUCAUUAGAAUUCCCGCAAUGUGUGUGGUUGCACUGCUUUAUGGUACCCACUAUGACAUUCACACUGCACAAGUGGGUAUCGAAGGCACGCCUGACGGCCGUCGCAUGGCUCGCGUAUAUGCCCACGCCCCGAAGUACUCAAAUGAGGUUGAGUAUCUCUAUUCAUUUGUCCAGAUUAUCACAGCUUGCACAGCUUCGUUUGCACACGGCGCUAAUGACGUUGGCAAUGCUGUCGGUGUGUGGGCUGGUAUGUACGCUGCAUGGACUACAGGGAGACCAGCAGCCUCGAAGGAGGAGGUCCCUCUCUGGCAGAUUGCCGUUAUUGUCCUUACGCUGUGUAUCGGCUUCAUUACUUACGGGUAUAACAUCAUGAAAGUGAUGGGCAACAAGAUCACCUAUCAUUCGCCGAGCCGUGGCUCCUCUAUGGAACUUGGUGCUGCUAUCACUGUCCUGAUCUUCUCGCAGUACAAGCUACCGGUGUCCACUACUAUGUGUAUUACCGGAGCUACUGUUGGUGUUGGACUGUGUAAUGGAAGCAUUAAGGCUGUUAACUGGCAGCGUGUUUUCCUCGUGCUUUUGGGCUGGUUCAUUACUGUUCCUGCCGCAGGCCUCAUUGGUGGUUGCACUAUGGGUCUUGCUCUUAACACUCCCCACUUCUAA